Molecule: messenger RNA, 1254 nt
Organism: Ogataea philodendri
Lineage: Eukaryota; Fungi; Ascomycota; Pichiomycetes; Pichiales; Pichiaceae
Exons: 1
Coding region: 1-1254 (417 amino acids)
Biological process (GO): regulation of transcription by RNA polymerase II; positive regulation of DNA-templated transcription, elongation
Cellular component (GO): cyclin/CDK positive transcription elongation factor complex; nucleus
Molecular function (GO): cyclin-dependent protein serine/threonine kinase activator activity
Source: RefSeq, a predicted model, not a curated record
AUGUCCUUAUCCCCCGACACUUCAGGCGACCAUGCCAACGUGAUCCAGCUCUCUAAGCCGUUUCUGAGCAAGGAGGAGAUUGAGUAUAUGUUUCGCAACAGUCUCGCGGACGAGACCCAGGUCCGCACGUACAAUGACAAAAAAAAGGAGGUCUUCCAGUUUCUGUGCCAGCUGGUCAAAGUCUUGAAGUUUCCGACCAAGAUCCUUCAGAGCUGUUUUUACUACUACCAGCGUUUCUACAUGUUUAAUGACUUUGGAAAGUACGGGAACCUUCAUUAUGACGUGGGAUUGACCGCCCUUUUCGUCUCGCUUAAGCAGAACGACUACAUCAAGAAACUGUCUUUGGUGAUAUCGGAGGCGUACAAGUUGCGCAACAUCGCAGCGGGUCCGCAGGAACAGGACGAGUACCGCAAACGGCUGCUCGCAAUGGAGAAAAAGUUUAUGGAGUUCGAGGCGUUCGACUUUCGGUACUUUAUGAUUGAGGAGCUGCUGAUCAAGUACGCCAAGUACUUCCGAAUCCCAAAAGAGGUGUGUUUUCUUUCGUGGUCGAUGCUGAACGACCUGUACGCGACAGAACUGCCGUUGCAGUGGCCUUCCAACUUUAACUCCGUCGUGGUGUUGAAGAGCAGUCUUUUGGUAUGGAACGAGAUUAAUGCCGAGCGCAGAGUCGAACGUGUCAUCAACGAGCGCGAAGUCUCUGUCAACGCGCGCAAGGAGGAAACUAGCAACGCGGUCAGCGAGCUGCUGGACUACUAUAUGCACAACUACGAAGCUUCGUUCAUGAAACAGGCACUGGACCAGCUCAACAUCCAGCUGGACAGCAAACACAUUAUUAAUAACGUCAUUCUCAACAUCAAGAUCGGGCUUCAUCAAGACGAACGCGCACGGCCGCCAAAACGGCAGAGAAACCUGGACGACGACCUGUUCUUCAAGCUCAGGGACUACGACGUGGGAAAGACAUCCUCCAUCAGGUUCCUGUACAGCAAAAAGAUGUACCUCGACGAAGUGAGCCAAUAUCCUAGCGAGAAGGCCAAGGCGCCUCCAAAACAGGCACCACCGCCACAGAACCGUCCGAAAAAUAGACCGCAAGCGCCCCACACUCCAAAUAACGAACACCCGAAAAGACCUCGCCCCCACCAGUCUUACCAGUCGCCAAACCACCAUCCUGGCCCGCGGAAAAACUUCAAGAAGAACUACAACCCGUCCUUCACAAACAACCGCAAACGCCCGCAGGACAGAGCGUUCGAGAAGUAG